AUGCAGUCAAACGUCGGAAACCCCCAGGUGUACGAGGCCGGUGACCAGCGCAACGCCAAGACCACCGAGACAGGCUCAGGAACCCGCUACCAUGAGGGGACAGCAAAUGCGCACCUCCAAAACGACCCGAAGGAUCAAAGAUCACUCUCCAACCGGGCAGCCGCUGAGGUAUCCGAGGAACAACAAGAGGAAUCUCGUGAGACAUCACUACACAAACAAGACCCAACGCUCCCGGCCAAGGCGCACGGGAACGAGCCGUCAAAAGGCGCCAAGAUCGACGCCGAGCUGCAGGCCGAGGAGGAGGCGACGCUGAAAAAGAAGGGCGAGAACAUGCCCGGGAAGAAAAUGUAA
Molecule: messenger RNA, 351 nt
Organism: Chaetomium fimeti
Lineage: Eukaryota; Fungi; Ascomycota; Sordariomycetes; Sordariales; Chaetomiaceae
Exons: 4
Coding region: 1-351 (116 amino acids)
Source: RefSeq, a predicted model, not a curated record